Molecule: messenger RNA, 900 nt
Organism: Osmia bicornis bicornis
Lineage: Eukaryota; Metazoa; Arthropoda; Insecta; Hymenoptera; Megachilidae
Product: mitochondrial 2-oxoglutarate/malate carrier protein-like
Exons: 6
Coding region: 1-882 (293 amino acids)
Biological process (GO): phosphate ion transmembrane transport; thiosulfate transport; malate transmembrane transport
Molecular function (GO): antiporter activity; sulfate transmembrane transporter activity; succinate transmembrane transporter activity
Source: RefSeq, a predicted model, not a curated record
AUGUCUGACCAAGGUGAUGAUGAGAAGAAGAAGAAGGCAAAGCUGCCCCCUUUAUUCACUUUUCUAAAUGCUGGAUUUUGCGGCAUGGCUGCAACCUGUUUCGUUCAUCCUAUGGAUGUGAUCAAAAAUCGAAUUCAAGUACAAAAAGAGAAAGCCUCAAUCGCGUCCAUAAUUAGUUCAAUAUAUAAAAACGAAGGAAUUUUGAAAUUCUAUUCGGGCUUAAGUGCUGGUCUCGUACGACAAGCAACGUAUACUACCGUCAGACUUGGUAUAUAUAAUCAAUUACAAGAAUACUGGAGUCCUGGUUUCGGAGUAUUGGCACUAAUGGCGGGAACAGCGGGAGCUACUGGAGCAUUCGUUGGUACACCGGCGGAAGUGGCCCUUGUACGGAUGUCAGCUGAUGGCAGAUUACCAAAAGAACAAAGAAGAAACUACAAGAACGUCUUUCAUGCAUUUAGUAAAAUAGCGAAGGACGAAGGAGUUACUACUCUUUGGAGAGGAAGUGUGGCUACAAUGGGGAGAGCUGUCGUUGUUAAUAUAUCUCAGCUUGCAACUUACAGUCAUAUCAAGAUGUUGAUAGCCACAAAACUGCAGAUGUCGGAUGGUCCUUUACUCUACUUCUGUGCGUCAAUGUUAUCAGGAUUCCUCACUGUUCUUAAUUCCAUGCCAUUUGAUGUAGCUAAAACCAGGGUACAGAAUAUAAAAACAACGAAAAAACCACCUGGUCUAGUACCAAUGAUGGUAUCCAUUGCUAGAAACGAAGGUAUAAUGGCACUUUGGAAAGGUUUCUUGCCCACCUACUGCAGAAUAGGACCGCACACAGUUUUAACGUUAUUAUUCAAUGAACAAAUUACUAAGCUGUACAGGCGAUACAUGAUGUAGUCGUUUAAAAAAAUCGUA